GCAGGUUUUGCUGCCACCAGGUGCGCCAUUGGACAUGGCGAUAGUUCUGGACGUAGGCUUUCGCCUGAGAAAGUGGGUCUCCAACGGGCGGCAGCGUGUGAUUCGAAGAGCGCAGGACAACUCAAUACUCAGAGCACUUGGCGACGCAACACAAGACGGGAGCCGGUUGGAACACGAGUUUAUCAUGCCUUAUCUGAUCCUUGGGCCGGUACACAUGACUGGAACGCAAAGAGCGAACACCGAGUACAAGACGCUGCCGAAUUCAUAUAGCAGAUACCCCUCAGGCCCUCCAAUUUGCUCCUCGUUGGACUUUGACGCACAACAUCACCAACAUGCGGGCAGCUCUCUUGUCAUUCGUCGCCGCUCUGGCUGUGUUGAGCAAUGCACAAACACAUGGUGAAGGCGAAGAGGGAUCUAGCAUGGGUCCAGUAGCCUUCCUCUGGCCACCGGACCGAAUCUGGGACGCUGAGCACGACAACACCUCACCAUGUGGAAGUUCAGCUGGACCAUCCAACCGCACCAUAUACCCACUGUCGCAAGGUGCUGUUGCGUUGAGCAUCGCCGAUGAUGCAUGGCAUGUUGCCUUCCGACUGGCGAUUUCGGACAACCCAACCACUCAGGCAGACUUCGAUGAUCAGGUUGUAAACAAUAUCUCGGAUAUCGACCCGGGUCACCAGUGCUACUCCAUCGACCGCCUCGAAGGCAUCGCAGCCGGCACCAACGCCACCAUUCAGCUCGAAUACUGGGCGGAAUACGAGGGCGAGAACAACGGCAACAACCAGUCAUUCUUCGCUUGCGCCGACAUCACCUUCGUCGAAACAAUAAACUUCUCCAUCAAAGUCCCCUGCUUCAACGUCACGUCUGACGACUUCAACGCGCCCACCCCCAGUGCCUCUGGCAGCACUCCUUCCAACACGGGUCUCUCGUCUUCGCAAUCCGACACGCCCUCGUCGUCCGGCAGCGGCGGCGGUCUGUCCACGGGCGCAAAGGCAGGUAUCGCCGUGGGCGCUGUCAUCGGCGGUCUCCUGGUUCUGGGCGCGAUCGGCUUUUUCUUUUGGCGCCGUGGUAAGAACACGGGGCUCAAGAAUAAGGAUGCGUAUGAGCUGCGCGCAAAGAGUUUGGGAACGCCGACGGGGUCCGUGCAAGCGUAGGGUAG
This is a messenger RNA of Boeremia exigua, 1156 nucleotides long. RefSeq lists its product as uncharacterized. Bases 333 to 1151 code for a protein of 272 amino acids. NCBI's taxonomy places the organism in Eukaryota, Fungi, Ascomycota, Dothideomycetes, Pleosporales, Didymellaceae. The record is from RefSeq and is a predicted model, not a curated record. The transcript has 3 exons.